This is a messenger RNA of Caenorhabditis auriculariae, 6172 nucleotides long. The record is from the annotation of a GenBank genome assembly. Lineage: Eukaryota; Metazoa; Nematoda; Chromadorea; Rhabditida; Rhabditidae.
AUGAGUCAAGACUCCUUCGCACACCGAAAGAAGAAAAUUCGUAGAAAGAGAUCAAGAGGUUGAUGCCGUGUUCAAAGUGAUUCUGCGAAACUCGAAAUAGCAGUCAGAGAGCGAAAAAGGUAACAAACUUUUGGAGAGUCACAUAUAAUUUUGCAUUUCGCGGAAUUCACUUUAAAGUCAAAGCUUUGAACACAAAAUGAAUUGAAAACAACAACCUACCGUUGAAAAAGAAAGAAAUCAAAAAUCACGGACGCGAAGCAGUCCAUGGGGCGCGUUUACUGAGAAGUGGUCCUUUUUCGUAUUAUUUUUUUUUGGAGCAUAAUUUUUUUAACAUAUGUUCUCAGCAUUUUGAAACUUAGUGAACUCAUUUUUUUGCUUAAAGUGUGAAGGUCUCACUGAAUUCACUUCAUUGAAUACUACUAAAAAAAUAAAAUCACCUACUUUUACGUUUAAAUAUUGAUCAAACCAACAAGAAUGAAUCUUAGAGCUCAUUAAAUAUUAAAUAAGAUUAUUUUUGUUGGUUUUUUUCAAUAUUUAAAAACUUAACCAAGUUAAUUUUUUCAAAAAAAUUUUUGAACUCCAAAAAAACUAAUCAAUCAAGAUGCACAGUUUUAGAAAGAUGUUUACAAAGAACUGCUUUAUAUUUUCUGAAAAUCAAGUUCGAUGAAGACAUUUAAUGUAAAAAUAAAUUUUGAUCAAUUUCCUUGUUUUAUAUACGUUGAUCGUUUAAAUAAAUGUUGUUGAAGCAUUUGGAAAAUGUUUCGUUUUUGCAGCGGCAUCACAAAACCGAACGGAGAGAACGGGUGAGAAGUAACAGAUCGAUUUAUUUUUGAGAAGUGAGGAUAUUUCUUUUUAUUCUAAGUACGAAAAAAAGUCAGUUUUCAUAACUUUUAAAAAUAUUCACGAUUUUAAAUAGGUAAAAGAGAAUAGUCGAGAUAAUUUUCAUGAAAAAAGCAAGAGUAGAGAUUUCAGCGCGUGGUGGUAUUAUGUGGGCUUUUUCAAACGUAUUUCGAUUAUGUUGCGAACUUUGUCGCUCUUUAGAUCUAUUCAAAUUCGAUCAGUUAGUUCAAAAAAAAAAAACUAAAUACAAGGCAUUGAAGUUUUUGAAGAAGAGAGACUGGAAAAAAAAGCAGCUUGGUAGCUAAGGGUUUCAUGCAAAAAUGGAGAGGAAGCGUUUCUACAUGGUAACCCAGUGACACGGGUCCGUGAAAUUAAGAAACAAAAAUGAGAGACAAAAGGAAAAAGAGGAAAAAUGAGUGUUGAAACGAGAUGCGAUCGAGUACAUGGCUGAAUAUCGGACCUCGCAUCUGCGCGUCCCGAAAUGGUUCUCGCCGCCUUCUUUCAGUUGCCCCGAGGCUCUCAGAAUCCCUUUUUUCUGUGAAUCCAGUGGAAAUCUUUUUAAAUAUGGGCGCGGUUAAUGGUUGGAAUGACAGUUAAAAGAGGUUUUUUACUCAAAGGAAUCAAAAAGUGAAAAUUUAUUAAAAGUACAGAUUUUCUUUUCUUUUACGUUACAAUGAAAGCUCUCAAUUAACUUCAUAAGUUGGGUCUAAAUUUCAUGGAGAAAGUGCGGAUAAAAGUCUCGAGGAAAUGCAUAUAAAGGGAAAGAAAGAGUUCUAACCGUAUUUUUCCUAAUUAUCUUCUUUAUGCGCUCACAUUACAGUUGUGUGUCUGAGUGAAAACAACGAAGAACAAGUCUUACAAAAGCUCUACUUUUUUUUUAAAAGAAGAGAUCGAGGCUUUGCGAUCGUUAGGCAUUAGAUUAAUUUUUUUCUUUUCAUUUUUCUAUUUUGAGAAGUUUUCCAACAAAAAAUAAGUUUAUGUUCUAAUUGGAAUUGGUGGGAUAUCGUUAAAAAGUUCUUUUGAAAAAAUAAAAGAGUUUGGAAGCUAUCACAUCUAGAUUUGAGCUGGAAAAGAAAAGUUUCGGUUGAUGAAUUUCUAUAGAGUUUUCCUUUUUGGUUCCCGAACGGAAAGAUCGUCCAGACAAAGUUCGAAAGCGAUACAAAAACGAUAUAGGUUGAAUAGAACUAUAGGUAUUCGGGAGAUACAAAGACCUACCUUUUCACGUUUGAUGGCUGUAGAUAUGGACGGACGCAGUUGGUAGGCAUUUGCACAGCGACGCCCUUUGCGACUCCCUGGGUCUCCGCUGAACACAUGCUCUCACGCGCUUUACGCAGGUCGGUUCCUUUUCGAUUUUGAACCACCCGAGGCAGUACUGCAACUGAUUUGAUCGGCUUCAGUGCAGUUCGUCUCGGGAGCCGUCUUUCCAGCGUCUCUGGUCCAUGCCCCGACCGCAUCGUUACCGUCAAAUGGGACGAUGGUCAGUUACUCUUCUUUAGUACUUUUCGAAAGUCCAAGGCACAUGUCCUGUGAGCUUUCACACCAACAACCACUAAUUUUCAAGUUUUAGAAAAUUACGACAGCAGUUUCUUAAAAAAAACUUCUAACCAAGCCUCAGCGCUUCUGAAAGAUCACUAAGACUUUUUGAACACAUGUUUAUUUUGUUUCAUUCGAGAACAAGAAAAGCCAUAAAUAACGAGAAAUGUACAGAAAUGACGGUGUUCAUUCAUAGUGCUAUUCAAGGGAUUUUUCAUUUUAGCCGUGUAUUUGACUAGUUUUCUCUUUCUCUCACUUGUUCAGUUUGUGCUUUUCAGCCGUUUUUCUAUAACUGAGUCUUUUAAAUGAUUUCUUACUUAAAAAUCGGGGGAAAUGUUACAUUCCUACGUUUGGAAGAAAUUGGCGGACCUCAAUGUCACAUCAGAUUUCAUAUGUACAUUUAUAAACAGUGUAGUUAUCAGUAAUUUCCUUCAAAGUACCUCUUUAUCAUAAUCUUUUGCAUCUUACUCUUUUAUUCCGCAUUUGUGAAUUGGGCGUUUGAGCAGGACAUUCUUAUCAAUGACUGGUCUACAGUUCAAACCGAUAGGAGUUUAAUGCUAGCGUUCGGUCGACAGAGAAAAUUCAUGCAGAGGUAGCGGCUAUAAGUUAUUUUAGUGCAAACAGAUUUUUGCUUGAGAGACUAUAGAGAUGAUCUGCAAGACAAAAAAUGUUCUUUGAAACCGAAGAUUUGAACAUUUUCACCGCAAACUUCAAGAAAAAAAAUUGGCACUACUCCUGCGUUCACUUUUAAGUUAUGAUACAUUAUUGUUUAUAUAAAUAAGCGGAAAAAAUGCAAAAAAUGUACAAAAGUUGUUGAUCAAGUCUGGAAGGAACUUAUGAGAGAAAAUCGUCGACAGGAAGAUCAACCAAUUAUUUUUUGACGACCUUGGGAUGGCGGCUGAGAUUGAAGUUGACCUGACAAACUUUUGAUGAAACUUAGCCUUCAAGAAAGAUUAAUUCACUCUGUCAUCCCCAAGUUAUCGAUUUCUUCCAACAGCUGUGAACUGUAGGAAAUCUGAUACUCAUUUAUAGUCGUGCCAGUUGGUGAAGGUACCAAUUUCCGAAAUUUGUGAACUGUCACACAGUUUGACCUGCGAUCGCUUGAUGGAAUGCCGUGGCCCCCAUACACUCAUUUGAAGGCGGCCGAGGCGAAUUUCCCUUGAUUUGGCUUCGAGAUACGUCGCCGGACGCACAGACUUACACGAUGAGUGCAGCGAUGAAGGCGAGGUGAACUGUUUGAACGGGAAGUCCAAUUCCUUCAGAAAUCUCACGAUGAAUGAGUUCGACGUCGAGCAAUCCGCUCAGAAGGUUUGGAUGGACGCUGAGAAGGACGAGGUUCUCGUUGAGUGGGCCAGCGGCCUCUUGAGCAGGUGAAUACGUGGAAGAGUAUCCGAAAUGAGGCUUGACCGACGGAGUUAAUUCAUUUCGAUGACUUCAUCUGAAGCAGUAAAAUAUCAUUUUCACACAUUCAGCGCUUAUUUGAUCGUGUGAUUAGUUUUUCGUCUUAAUUUUGGUUGACUGCUCAGCAAUAGAGGAUUUUUCCCGUAAAUAAAACGUCAAUGUAAAUCUAGAUACUCCUAAUCUGCAGGUAUCCCUCGGAAUGGCUGCGACUGCGGAACUUGUCUUGUGAAAAGGCGAAAAGCAGACGCCGUCAAGUCUAUCUCUUUCCAGAAACGACAUGGGGUAAAGAUGAGAUUGAAAAGAGGUUGAAGAGGUUCGAUCAUCAGAAGAUGAUGCAAGAUGGCAAGGUUUUCUUGUACUCAUGAAGACGUCUAGCAAGAGUUUGCAGACUCUGCACGACUUCUUGGAAGCCGUCUGCCUCGACGGCAUCGCUGUUUUGGAAGGAGCGUCGCGCGGUAAGAGAGGCGCCGUCGAGGACAUCGGAAAACGCAUAGGACUCAUACGACAGACUCAUUUCGGGUAUUGAAGAAAGAGAAAAAAAAAUCUUCAGCAAUUUUAAAUUCUUUUUAAAGACAUUCCAGCUUGGUCCGCUUAGAAAGCGGCUGCGAAGCGGUUGCUUUGUAAAAAGGCGCAUGGAAGAAUCAGAAAGUAGAAAAAAAAAAUCCAGGUUUGAACCACAGUGCGAUCGCGACUUUUGAAUUAUUUCACGUGCGGACAGGAUGUUUUAAAUAAGCUUAAAAUAAUAAUUGAAAGUUUCUUAAAUGUGCUCUGUUGGCUAUUCAGAUAUGGUGAACUUAUUUCAUAGUUGGUCCAAUUUGAGUUGAAUGAUAUUAGUCCAGGAUUCGAUGAAGAAAAUCUUGAAAUUGUUACUUUCUGAGCAAAGUUUUAGAAUACGUAUUUAAGAAGACAAUAUUAAAAAGGAACAGUAUAGUCCGUCCACCGCGACUUGACAGUUUUCGCGUGUCUGCGUCUCUCUUUUCCCUCACCGGCGAGGUCAGAGAAACAUAUAAACAGCACGUAAAAAUGAGAGAGACGUUGAGAGAUAAGGAGGGCGCAGAGAAGUCCCGCUCUUUCAAGUCGCGAAAAACGGACUAUACUGCAUAUUUUGGGAAUAAUUUUUCUGAACAUUCCUAACCCGGCCUUUUGAGGAUCGUGUUUGAAGUGAGCACGAAAGCGGACGCCAGCAACAUGGCCUACGCUUCCAACGGCGGCCUUCCUUUUCACACCGAUUUCCCCUCACUUUCUCAUCCACCCGAGGUUGAUCCACUCAGGAAACAAUCGGGAAAAAUCCUCUUAUUCAGUUACAAAUGCUUCACAUGCUCCAGAGCGCCGACGAGGGAGGCAACAGCCUUUUUGUCGACGGAUUUCACGUCGCUGAACUGGUUUUGUUUUCUUUUUCAAUAAAUAUUCCUGUUUUUAAAUAACAGUUUACGGUUCUCAUCCGUAUUAUUGGCUUUCUUUAGGGACUUCUAUGACUAUGUCGCAAAGAUUCGAGAAGUAUCACUUUUGCUAUGUUUUUUUCUUUACAUAUCUUUACCAUUCUUAUUCUUUUUUUUACAUCUUAUGAAAUUAAGCUCAAAAAUGUGACUUUUGAGCCUUGAUUCGUUGAGAAUUAUAGAGACUCCUAAAGUGAUCCGACUUUUUGGAAUUCUUAAGAAAUUGUAGAGGAUCGAAACUCCGAAAAAAAAUACCUUCGCGAGCUAUUUUGUUUGUCGAAAAUAAUCAUGAAUAUCCGCAGCUUCGGAAGGAACAGCCAGAAGUUUUCGAAACGCUGACCCACUACUCGAUGGAGUUUAUCGAAGAAGGAUACGACGUCCAUGAAAUCGGAGCCGAAUCUCGCAGAUUCGACUACGACAUGUGUGCCCGACACAAAGUCAUACGGUAAGUUUCCUCGGAAGACCCAACUUAAUUCAACAAACCUUCGACCAUAGAUAUUCUUUUUUAGAACGAACGACUCUGGUCGCGUUGUCAAAAUACAGUUUGGAAACGCGAUGAGAAGUUGGUUUUAUGACUGCGAUCCCAGAGAAGUCCAAAAAAAUUUAUAGGUUUGAUUAUUCCAAAUUUAUUUAAUUUAUAAUAAAUUUUUUUAUUGAUUUUAUCCAUUCUCAGAGCCAUGAAAACAUUCACGGACUACUGCUACCAGCCAAGAAAUGUGUUGAAGAUCCGACUCAAUGAUGGUUUCUUUUCUCCCGAUCCAAAAAGUAAACUUGGCAAGUUUCCAGGAGACACUGUCCUUUGGGCGAACACACGGCUUCUGCACACACGCGACGCGUUCCGCAACGCGCCCGGCAAAUCUCGGACUCUCACCGGCUGCUAUUUUGAUUGGGACUUUAUCAAGUCCCGUGUUCGCUUCCUUCGAGAUGAGCACCAACUGCCUCAAAAUCAACCUUCAGCCUAA